Messenger RNA from Lachancea mirantina, 507 nucleotides. Lineage: Eukaryota; Fungi; Ascomycota; Saccharomycetes; Saccharomycetales; Saccharomycetaceae. The record is from the annotation of a GenBank genome assembly.
AUGUCGAUCCUUUCUAAAUUCCUGCUAGUUGUUGCUAUAUGCCAACUGGUGCAUUCGGGUUUUAGCAGUCACGAAUUUCACGUACUGAAAAAGCAGUUAGCAUUGAGAAAUAGCGAUGUCGAUCAGCUCACUUUGCCAAGAGAUAUACAACUAGAAGUUUUAUCCGGGCUCGUAAUAUUCACACUAUCGGUUUUCCUUUCGAACGACAAGCUUUCGUUCCUCUUGCUGCCUGGGAAGGGAAAACUGAUCAAACAGAACGCAUACUUGCAAGAGAUCAGCAUGAACCGAGCGACAAUAAGCAAUAAUUUGGCAGGUAGCGAUCCGUAUGGCGACGUUACGUACAUGCCCAACUUUGUCGACGUGCAUGCGAGACGUGAGCAAGUGAGAUCGUGGGUCAUUGAACAUGAUGAGAAGCAUUUGCAAUCUGAGCCAAAAGCCGAUCCAGAGACCAAGCAGGAUGCGAGGACAAAAUCCAUGCCAAUGCACACGCAGAAAUCGAAAAAAUGA